Molecule: messenger RNA, 893 nt
Organism: Populus nigra (black poplar)
Lineage: Eukaryota; Viridiplantae; Streptophyta; Magnoliopsida; Malpighiales; Salicaceae
Product: acireductone dioxygenase 1-like
Exons: 5
Coding region: 162-740 (192 amino acids)
Molecular function (GO): acireductone dioxygenase [iron(II)-requiring] activity
Source: RefSeq, a predicted model, not a curated record
AAAAAACCAGAAUCAAUCAACAAAUCACGACACAACUCCCUCACCUUAUCAUCUCUCUCUUUUUAUAAAGCUUCAUACAAGAAGCUACGCGAUUUUCUCAUAGAAUCUAAGGUAGGUCACAGAGCGAGAGAGAGAGAUUAUUCUAGACAAUUACCCAAUUAAUGGCUCUCGAGGCAUGGUUCCUGGAUGAAACUAGUGGAGAAGACCAAAGACUCCCUCGUCACUGUAACCCAAAAGAGUUCGUUUCCCUUGACUACUUGGCUGAGUUGGGAGUGUUAUACUGGCGCUUGAACCCAGCGAACUACGAGAACGAUGAAGAAUUAAAGAAGAUUAGGGAAGACAGGGGAUACAAUUACAUGGACUUGCUUGAUAUUUGCCCAGAGAAAGUUGCUGAUUUCAAGGAGAAGCUUAAGAACUUCUAUACGGAGCACAUACAUGCUGAUGAAGAGAUACGUUACUGCUUAGAAGGAAGUGCAUAUUUUGAUGUUCGAGACAAAGAUGAUCGUUGGAUCCGUAUCUGGAUCAAGGCGGGUGAUCUUAUCAUUCUGCCCGCAGGGAUCUACCAUCGGUUCACUCUCGACACUGGUGACCAUGUUAAGUUGAUGAGGUUGUUCGUGGGAGAGCCAGUAUGGACAGCUUAUAAUCGCCCACAGGAAGAUCAUCCAGCAAGGAAGGAGUAUAUUAAGAGUAUGGUGACCGAGAAGGUUGGCGUGGCACUUGAAGCUUAUCGAGGUGCUUGAGUACCUAUCGGUUUAGCAUGUAUGAUGCAGUAUUCCUAUUUAUGAGAUGGUUUAGACAAGUUAAAUAUAUAUCAUGAAAGUAAGCAUGUGGCUAUCGCGGUGGAAAAGGUCUAGUGUAUUUAACAGAGGAGGUGACAAAUUGCAUGUCAGUAA